CCCCAAUCAUGGAGAGCCAGGGCAGACGCACGCAGCACGCAACCAGGCAUCGCCAGGCUCUUCCUCUCCUCUUGAUUCUCGCUGCAGCCGCGCGCCAACCAUGGCCUCCGAGACGGUCGUCCUCAAGGUGGCAAUGUCCUGCGGAGGUUGCUCGGGGGCGGUUAAAAGGGUGCUCACCAAAAUGGAAGGCGUCGAGAGCUUCGACAUCGACAUGGAGCAGCAGAAGGUGACCGUGAAGGGCAACGUCAAGCCGGAAGACGUUUUCCAGACGGUCUCCAAGACGGGGAAGAAGACCGCCUUCUGGGAGGCCGAAGAAGCCACUCCGGCUGCCGGUGCUGCUGCCCCUGAGGCUGCGCCGGCCGCUCCUGCGCCGGAGGCUGCCCCGGCAGCAGACGCCGCGCCUGCACCGGAGGUAACCCCGGCCAACACCACCGCUUGAUGGGCGCGCACGGAUGAUGCCGCCGGCCGUGACCUUUGGAAACUCCAAGAUAUUGUUGUUGACAGAGUCAUGUGUGGGGAGGGGUUUGCACGACGUUACUUACGAGUUGACUGCAACGUAAUGGAAUAAACACAGUGUGUAUGGUUUUAGAAAUAACGAACGAGUCGGACACAUGCAUGAUUUACAAUAGAUUCCGGUUCUAUUGAUGUUC
Molecule: messenger RNA, 650 nt
Organism: Hordeum vulgare subsp. vulgare (domesticated barley)
Lineage: Eukaryota; Viridiplantae; Streptophyta; Magnoliopsida; Poales; Poaceae
Product: copper transport protein ATX1-like
Exons: 3
Coding region: 101-439 (112 amino acids)
Molecular function (GO): metal ion binding
Source: RefSeq, a predicted model, not a curated record